AUACCAAUCUCGAAACGCAACAUGGCACAGAUGACGUCAUGAUCGGAUUUCUUUAUUUACUCGUCGUGCAAUGCAACAGGUGAAACACGCGCUCCGAUUGGCUUAAAGGGGCUUCUGCGCCAGGAUCGCGGCUCUCGGACGGUGCUUCAAUGUAACUGGAUUGCUUGAGACACUUAUCCGGGCAAGGGAGGGGUAAUGAAUACCUAGCUGCUUGGAGAGAGAGAUCGACACCUCCGAGAUAUGCGAGAAAGAGGCUGUCAUUGUAACAGAGGGCUCUGGAGGGGACAGUAACCUCGCUCUUCACCUGUCACGUCACUGACUCCCUGCCUCCAUCGCACAUCUGUGGAACAAUAACGUAGAAGUGCCUUCUUCACCUCCUCCCUCGCCAGAUGUCAAACCCCAAGCUGCUCUGAUACUGCGCAGUGCUGUGCAUUCAACCCUGUUGUUGUUCUUGAGUAUUUAUACUUUUCCAAACUGUUGCAUGCAGUGUAACAGUUUGCAGGGUGCGCGUCAAGACCUCCGGCGUGCAGUCUUGUUCAUGCCAGCUGCUUUUCUUGAAAUCUCAAUCAGUAGGUGUCAAUCAGAAUAAAUCACCCCUCACGCUUCAGCCUCGCGAUCAAGACCCCAUUCUCAAGGCAGCGACGAUGCAGCCUGUAGAUGGAGGACCCGUGGGGUCUCCUUUGAGGCUCCUGUCCCAGUAAAACCAAUUCUGAACUUUCGAUCCACCCACUAAACUCAGCCACUUCAACGCCAGAGUCCUGGAGCCAUGGAGCUCCCGAAGCUGCUGUACCUGAACAGCACCGGCCGGAGGAACAGUGCCCAAGCCUGGGAAGAGUUCCUGGAAGCCAGCCAGUGCAGGAGCUCUGUUGGGGGCACUACUUUCCUGAUCAUCGCCUAUAGUACGGUGAUCGCCGUGGGGUUGAUCGGCAACACCUGCCUGGUGUUCGUCAUCUCGCGGCAGAAGGAGAUGAGGAACGUCACCAACAUCCUCAUCGCCAACCUCUCCUGCUCCGACAUCCUCAUGUGCAUCGUGUGCCUGCCCGUCACCGUCAUCUACACGCUGAUGGACCGCUGGAUCCUGGGAGAGGCGCUGUGCAAGGUCACCCCCUUCGUCCAGUGCAUGUCGGUCACCGUUUCCAUCUUCUCCUUGGUCCUCAUUGCCCUGGAGAGGCACCAGCUCAUCAUCAACCCCACGGGCUGGAAACCGGCGGUGGGCCACUCCUACCUGGCGGUGGCCAUCACCUGGUUGGUAGCCUGCUUCAUCUCCUUGCCCUUCCUGUCCUUCAACAUCCUGACGGACGCCCCUUUCCAGAAUCUCAGCCUGUCCUUCGAUCCUUUCCCAGACCAUUUUGCCUGCAUGGAGCUCUGGCCCUCGGAGAAGCACCGCCUGGCCUACGCUACCUGCCUCCUCCUCUUCCAGUACUGCCUGCCCCUCUCCCUGGUCCUCUUCUGCUAUUUCCGCAUCUUCCUGAGGCUCCUGCGGAGGAAGGAUAUGGUGGAGCGCUCCAGGGAUUGCAGCGGGGGGAGGAAGUCGGGGAGGAGGAACAGCCACCGGGUCAACGUCAUGCUGGCCUCCAUCGUGGCGGUCUUUGCCCUCUGCUGGCUCCCCCUCAACGUCUUCAACACGCUCUUCGACUGGAACCACCAGGCCAUCCCCGCCUGCCAGCACAACCUCAUCUUCUCCUUCUGCCACCUCACCGCCAUGGCCUCCACCUGUGUCAACCCCGUCCUCUACGGGUUCCUCAACAGCAACUUCCAGAAGGAGGUCAAGUCCAUCCUGUACCGCUGCCGCUGCGGAGGGACCCCGGAGAGCUACGAGAACUUCCCACUCUCCACCGUCAGCACCGAGGUCUCCAAAGCAUCCACCGCUCGUAACGGAUCAGCCAGCCUCGAUGCCUAGAGAGAGAGGGAGAGAGAGGGAGAGAGAGAGAGAGAGA
Messenger RNA from Polyodon spathula (Mississippi paddlefish), 1937 nucleotides. RefSeq names its product neuropeptide Y receptor type 1-like. Gene Ontology annotation, biological process: G protein-coupled receptor signaling pathway. Gene Ontology annotation, cellular component: neuron projection; plasma membrane. The transcript is spliced from 2 exons. Bases 767 to 1900 code for a protein of 377 amino acids. Lineage: Eukaryota; Metazoa; Chordata; Actinopteri; Acipenseriformes; Polyodontidae. Gene Ontology annotation, molecular function: neuropeptide Y receptor activity; neuropeptide binding. The record is from RefSeq and is a predicted model, not a curated record.